AUGCCUGGAGGUUCUGUCUUAGCAUCUGAGGAUCGUCCAGACCGGACUGUGUUGGGCCGUUGGACAGACACCCUCUGCGGGGAAGCUACACGGCUCAAUAGCUUUGAGCGUCAAGAGGCCACCGAGGUGUGGUCCUCCGGGGUCCAGAGACUCCCGGAAUUGGGGGCGGGGCCUCCCAGAGACCGAGCACUUCCGGCCGGCGCGAACGGGCGGCCUCCUCCCAUUCGCAAGUGCCCCAUUCAGGCUUUCCCUGGGCUCAGCUCCCAGAGUGCCACAGUAGGGGUGAGACUGGGAACUACUCAGUCUUUUCAGACUGAGUGGGAGUGUGAGAAAACUCCAGCCUCUCUCAGCUCCUGCAGUCGUGGAGAUGGGCUGGCCUCAGAUGGAAGGGCACUGAGGGGCCUCCUGAAGAGCCUUCCCGGCAUGUCUAAGUGUGGAGACAGCGUUGGCCAGGAAUGUACCUUGGAGCAGCCAGUAGGCUUGCCUCCAGGAGCCAUGCCCUGCUCUCAGAAAAGAGACACUUGGCACAUGGCAUUCUUGCCCCAGGGAGCCCCAGGGACAGAGGGUAGCGCCAAGAAGACUGCUGAAGUAGGCAGUAGUUUGGGUAGAGACUGACAGCAGAGGGACCCACAGGGCAUCAAGGCAUACCGCUGUGAGGCCUGUGAUAAGAGCUUCAAGUACAACUCUCUUCUACUACAGCGCCAGCGCAUCCACACGGGGAAGCCCUACGCCUGCCGCGAGUGCCGCAAGGGCUUCGGGAGCUGGUGGGGCUUCGUGCUGAACCUCCGCAUCCACACAGGCGAGAAGCCUUAUGAGUGGGGCCAGUGCGGCCAGGCCUUCAGCCAGAGCUCACACUUCACAGAGCACUUGCGCAUACACAAUGGUGAGAAGCCCUUCAAGUGUGGCGAAUGUGGUCACGCCUUCAGCCAGAGCUCCAACCUGGUGCGCCACCAGCGGCUGCACACUAGGGAAAAGCCGUAUGUCUGCAGCCAGUGUGGCAAGGCCUUCAUCUGGGGCUCGGUGCUCAUCGAACACCAGCUCAUUCACACUGGCGAGAAGCCCUACAGGUGUGAAGACUGCGGCAAGGCCUUCCGAGGACAGUCGCACUUACGGACCCACGCGGGUGAGACCUGCGACACCUGUGGCAAAGCUUCUGGCCAGAGCUAUCAGCUCACCCAGCACCAGAGGGUGCACUACCACGAGUAGCGCUCACCUCGAUAAACUUUGGGUAAACCUGCUCCUACCGAGUGAGAUGGGUAUGCUUUCUAGGGACACGGCAGGGCAUGUCCUGUGUCCAGGUGUAAUGGCCAAAGAAAUUCCAUUUCCUGGUAGGUAUUCAUUCAGCUUGGAACCCACUAGCCACUUCUCUCUGACUCCCGCUCCUGGAAGAGCCCAGUGACUCUGACUCAGUCACUCCCACUCAGAAGUGUACAGCCAGGACCAUCUACUUGUUAUGACUUCUUUGGCUUCUGUAACUUGCUUAUGCAGAUAUUCAAGGCCUAUUUUGAGGCCGCCCCUGACUACCUAACCUUGGCAGAGCAGCACAGCUCCUGGCUUGCUUGUGCAGACACCCAGUGUAGGUUUUCCCAUUACAAAUCCUGCCCUCACCCCUUUGCACAGCAGUCUUAGAGACUGGUGUCCUUCUAGUGGUUUCAAUAAAUUUAACUAACUAUAAU
This is a messenger RNA of Mus musculus (house mouse), 1676 nucleotides long. RefSeq names its product RIKEN cDNA 2810039B14 gene. Lineage: Eukaryota; Metazoa; Chordata; Mammalia; Rodentia; Muridae. The record is from RefSeq and is a predicted model, not a curated record.